Molecule: messenger RNA, 843 nt
Organism: Wallemia mellicola CBS 633.66
Lineage: Eukaryota; Fungi; Basidiomycota; Wallemiomycetes; Wallemiales; Wallemiaceae
Exons: 1
Coding region: 1-783 (260 amino acids)
Biological process (GO): protein N-linked glycosylation; cellular response to oxidative stress
Cellular component (GO): endoplasmic reticulum membrane
Source: RefSeq, a predicted model, not a curated record
AUGAGCUUCGCUAGGAGCUUAAGUAUGAGUGAUGACUGUGAAACGGAAUCUGAGCCACCACCAUACACUCCACCAAUUGAAAUACGCCACAAUUAUUCAGACACCCUUCUCACACGGUUGACGCACGAGUCUCAACAAAGUCAAAAUACUCUGAGGCUACAAAGGGAGACGACACCUAUCAGUUUAACGCUUAUUUAUCAGUUAUUACAGCUGACGUCUCUUCUACCAGCUCUCACUGGAGUGCUUUAUUUGUUAAUUAGGACUGCGUCACCACAGCGUACACUUCCAAAUCCAUCGAGAAUAGAAUAUCUGGCUAGUACACCAUGGGCUAUUCUCACUGCUGUUCACAGCUUCCAAAUUAUCAGUUCAAUGUUGCAUAGGUGGAAACACUACUAUCAUCCAAUUUCAGUAAUAAUUAGGUUGUUAUCAAUACAGGCAGCCUCAUUCCCUUGGAUUAGGGUUACACUUUGGGUAACAUCAGAACCUGAAAAACCAUUAAUCGCGUGGAUUAUCGUCGCCUAUACGACGGCGAUAUCAUCAACUUUGGCGCGAUGGUACAUUAGCAAUUUAAGUAAAUCAUCAAAAGCUAAUCAAUCAAGACAUCUUGAUAUAAAUAGAUUAGUUACACGUACGAUUUUACCCAUUACGACACUCUCAGUUCUCUCGCUACUCUUUGUUCUUUACGAUUUAUACACCACUAGGUUGGCAUUAACGAGUAAUUUUGGUAGCAACAACAACGCCAUACAUAUAAGCAACCUUGCAUCAUUGAAGAUACCAUCAUAAUAUCUUAUUUAUCUUAUUUUUAAGUAAUUUGAACUAAUUUUCAUGCAUUUUCAUUAUAUU